UAUCUUUUCCAUCGUUUGAAAUUCAAUUCGCGUCGGACAAAAUUGUGACAAAGAUGCAAAAGAUGAAGUUGCGCGACGAACGAAACCAUUGUGAAUUUCCCCGGAAUUCCGUCAAACUGUAAUUGGAGAAUAUUUUUCCUUGCACACGCCCGUUGAUGCAACGAUGCGUCUAUGCAAGCGGCGUAUAUAGAAUGUUAUACUUUGUAGAGUGUGGCGUCAUUCAACGCAGUGUACGUGUCCAAGUGGAAAACACAGGCGACACCAAUUAUCCAUUUUUGCACGGAAUUAUCGCCGUCGACCGAGAUAACGGUGACCAUGCCCGCGUCCUGUACAAAUCGUUUACAAAAGAGAAGACACUCUCCAGAAAUAUCAUCGAACUUGGAAUUUCCGCGAUGGCCUUGCUCGUUAUCGCUUAUACGCGAAACACUUCUCGGAUCAAAAUAAUAAACCAACACCUGAAUGCAACCACGUGUGUCGAUACGAAUUUCAUCCACCGGUUCACCCCAAUUCAAGAUAAUAAUCUUUCUAAUUUUUCAUUACUUACUUUUACAGUAACGUCCAAUAUUUCUUUAUAAAAAUAAUGAAAAAAAAAAAGAAAGAAUCUAAAAAAGUUGAACGCCAUCAAAUUCUUCCCCUUCGGGGGGAAGAAAAAGAAAGCAAGAAGAAAUUCUGGUAGAAGGAUAGCGUUAGAAGUUUAUUCAUUUGUCUUGGCUUACGUCUUGUCAUCAGUCCCGGGGAUGACAUCGUGUACAUUGGGUGGCCAUUUUAGAGAUACGCCUGGACGAUCAGUCACACUCAACGUCAGGAGUGAAGUGACUUAGUUUAGGGCUGUUUAAGGACGGGCUGUUCGCGGAUGAAAAGCUGGGGGCCUCGCCCAUUCGAGACCGUCGGGGGUGCGAGUCUCUCUUUCCUGUGUAGUUCCACCGUUUCUCUACCCUCUCUACUUCUUCUCAACGAGCUACCAACUAACAACGUGAAUGAGAGGGCUGACUUUUCUACUAGCCAACCUUCUCCCCUCUGUUUCAUCCCUUUCUCUCUCUUUCCCUCUCUCUUUCUCCCUCUCUUCACCCUAUCUUUUUUCUGAAACCACUCGGAGAACUAUAUCGUCAUUGCACCAGAGUACCUACACACACGAUCCCAGCAGAAACGUUUCAUUUUUGUGCUCGUACAUAUCGUCUUUUGGUGGUUUACGUGCAACAAGGGAGGCUUUCUCGCGCGACAUUUCCUCUUCGUACCGAGGGGUUGUUAGAUUUUUUCCCCUCAACCAUCGGGGGGAGAGCAGAUUGUAGUUACACUAAUUGUUACUCGUACGCUUUUGUGCGACAAAAUACCCGCGUUUUACUUCCACCCCACAAUUAAAGAUCCGUCGUGGAGGUUGUGAAACUUCGUGAAACUUUCCGCCUUCGUGAAACGGGGUACGGCUCGUUUGGAACGGCGAUAUAUAUCUAAACAUGAAACAUUGUGCACUGUGCGCUCGAAUUCCAGGAAAAUGCGAAGAAAUUCGGUUAUCAUCCGCAUACAAUUUCCAGCCACCGCAUGCGACAAUUUAACGAUUCGCCCGGGGCACGGGUUUACAGGCCUAGUUCUCGUGUUUCAUCAUCGCGACUCCGGGCGUCUAAACACGGUAUCGAAUUCACGAUCGGUGGCUGAUAUCUAACUUUUAACACUUACAUUUGCUUAUCUAAAUUCUACAAUCUUACACUCCCUAUAAACAUGUUGCAACGAGGUAUCGAUGUCCAGUUCCAAUACAUUUUUUUAUCGUACAAAAUUUUCAUUCUCCAACUUUAUUGCCGUUCGAAAGCUCGAGUCAGAGCAUGCAUUCAACCCCGAUAUUAACAUCGAUCUACUCUAUUCCGUAUUACACAUAACUCAUCACAUUUUACUUUUUUAAUUGAAACGCGUAUUAUCCCACGGCGUUCGAUAAACAAGCAAACGAACGAAUCUUCGAACUCUUCCACGAAUCUCUACGAAGUGAAACAAGCUAGCUAGGUGAAAUGAAAAUAACCUAGCCUAACGGUGAUAAACGUGUGGCCACGUCGUUUACCCACCUCGAAGCCGCGGCGAUCGUACCACGCUUCGGUGGCGAGAAAUCGGGUUACCAUGUUUCUUUUAAAUAAACGGCUGCGGCAAUGAGAUCAGCCGGCUUGCCGCGGCUGUGUAUCAACUGUUGACUACGCUCGAAGACGUAGAGAAAUCCGAGGUGGUGCACAAUUCGACGGGUAAGACGCGUGGAACGGGGGAGGAAAGGUGUAGGAUUACCAAGCUUCGUACGUUCGUACGGUUGACUCGCGACCAUUGUUUGUUGGGUCCACGAACAACAUUGUAAGUAAGCGGAGUAUGUAGCCCAUGGGGAUCGUGGGGUCAUAGCUGGCCGGGACCACGUGUUGUACCGUCUACGUAUCAAAUGGGAGGUAUAUAACGUAAGAACGCAGAUAUGUCAGCGAGAAAAGAAGCGUGGAUCGGCCCUCGUGAUUCUGCGGUGGUCAGCGAAAUGGAAGGGAAACGUGGCAUGGUGGUAAUUUAAACGCAGUUGCGAUUCCAAGUAUCGAGAGUGGUAUCAGGCCACGGCUCCACGUGGAAUCGCGAGCAUACGAUACAAGCAGAAGAUCAACGUAUCAUGAUUAUUGGAACACGUGUCAGGUUGAAGGCGAAAAAAAGAGUAAAGGGGUGUGAUAAUUUAAUAAUGUUCGAUCAUUCGAGUAUCGGGUUGGAAAUGAUCGAUAUCGUUCAUCUAUAUUUCAACGUGUUUUCGAUUCGAUAUUUUGUUAGUUUAAGAAAGAUAUAAUGUGCGUAAUUUAUAGGUAUGGAAUUGAAUGCAACGAGAUGAUUUGGAUAUAUUUGAUACAUUAUACGGGUUCGUGAUCAGGAGUGUAUAGCUUCGUGUAUUGGCUCAUUAAAAGAAAUUUUAAAAGAUUGGAAAAUCGCGUUAUUAAAAUUUUUUCGGUUAGAGAGCAUUUACGCUUCACAACGAUUCGCAAAUAUUCUGCGUUGCAUCAUUGUUUAUCACGGGUUAUAAAUAUACGUUUAAACAAAAAUGUUUGCAAAAUAUUCGAAACUCGGUCUCGUUAAUUAAAAGAUUUGAGGAAAAUUACGAUAAGAUGUGGACGAGAUAAACUCGAAUGCUCGUAUAUAGCUACGUCUUCGCAACGAUAUCAGAGAGGGAACGGGGUAGUUCGUUGGAGAGAAGCGAGGAUUAAUAUUGAGUGUACCCUAUAGUUUUUGAGCAAAUAUGCAAGAUCCGUGUGCGCGGGGAAAUAGUGACAAAGAUAAUAUUUGUUGAGAUUUACACGCGUGCCGCGCUGACGUUAUUUUCGUAUCCGUAAUACCGGUGUGUCUUCUAUGAUCGAGCACACACCAUCCCGUGUGCACCACAAAUACGCGCCACUAUGAAAAUGUCGAAACGGCAUUGCAACCAUGAAUGAAAAUAAAUCGACGAUUAUUCUGUUAACCGUUUCGCGAACUGGAUUCGCAUCGAUGGAUGGCCCGAUCAUGUAAACCGGAUGUUUUCGAAUUGCAAAUUUUAUGCGUUUCCCUCGAAUCGUUUUCCAAAAUUUCGCGAUAAAUAUAACCGAAUUUCAAAUAUUCGAGACGUUCUGCGUAAAAUAUUCGACGAUAAAAUUUUAUGUAGAGUGCGCGAAAUUUAGAAUUCGAAUGUUUUCAUUUUGGGUGUGCAUUUUAAAAGCGAAAACGAUAAAUUGCGCGAUUUGGCAUCACGUUUUUCGACGGCGUCGAGUAAAAAAAAAAUUACAAGCCGGAAGAGAAUAACCGAUUUUAGUGUACUUUUAGUAGAACAACUUGGCGCUUAUUACACAUUUCUUGACGCAUAUCUAUGCUCGAAAACACCGUGCCGCCGAUAAAUUUGAUAAACUGACGAUCGCGUUACAAUGUUCUCCCCCUACGAAAGAACGAAUCUAAAUCUUUUCUCACAUUUUAGAAUCCACAUCCAUGGUCAAACGUUUCCACGUUUGGCCCGGUCUUGGAAUAUUCACACGAAGGGGAAAAAAAUCGUGGCGAAGGAGUCCUGCCCGAUCCACCAACAAAUCAAGCUCUGUCUACGACCUAGAGCAACGGCGUGGGCCAGCCAACCUUCGCUCGGAUAGUUAAAAUGCGCGAGCACACUCCCGGUCCGUUGUGCUCGUGGGAUCGGUGAAUGGAUUUUCUGUCCUGGCCAAAGGGGGAUGAUGAAUCGCGCCUCGUGUACCAAACCUCCCCUCCCCCUGUCUUUUCGUCGAACACGAGGGCGUUCUCGGGGCGAUUCGGGGUGGAAUGUUACGAUGGGGGUGUAAACGGCUAGGAAAAGACGAGUCAGGGAUGGUCGUGCCUCGAUAUAUAUAUAUGUGCACGAGAAUGUAGGUGAGCCGAUGUUAAGCCGUGGCUGAGUUGCAGGCUCGCGCGCCCUCCAAAAUGCAUUGAGACGGUCACGAACGGACAGGGGCCAGCCCAGUGUUUCCUGUGUACAUCCCCGCGCGUAUACACGAAUACUCCGGCUCGUAUCGUUGAUCGUGAAUCGUUCCGUGAUGGCAAUUCACUAGGCUGACCUAGUAUCGCGCCGCUGGAUACGCUCCAGAACGAAAUCGAAUCGAUUCGAGUGGGUUGGAGAGUACAAAGGGCGAAGGAAUUCAUUAAUUCUGAUGGCCUAUGCUGGGUCCAUGCUCGCAUUGAGGCGUCACGAUCCCGCCACGAUUCCUGUUUUCUAUGAGGAUCCAGUUCUUCGGUAUUUCUUUGGGAAAUCUUCCGAUUUUCGAGAUGUUCCUCCGGAUACGUCUCAGAAGAUAAUAGAGGUGUCACUGGGAUGAAUUCGUUUUCCAAUGGGAAAUGGAAGUGGAAUACGAAAUCUUGGAUUCUCGAAACGUUUCAUAUUCCUAUACGUAUGUUUUUUCGUAUGUACUGUGUUUUUUAUUUACGUAGAUACGCGCAUUUCCAUUGUGUGCAUAUCUCGCGUUCAUCGCGCGUUUAUACGAGGAGAAAUGCAUGUUCGAUAAUUUUUAAACACCGUUUUUAUGGAAACGUUUGCAGUUCGAUGGAAAAAGAAAAAAAGAAGAGAAAAAGAAAGUGUCUUCGGUGUGUCGAUUUUGAUAGAAGGAAGAAGAGUGUUUGAGUGUUUUGUUUGUAUAAAAACGCGCACAGAUGCACACAGCGUUGCGAAACACGGAAGAGCAAACUCGCGUGUUUAAUUUUAUUUCUUCUGUAACAAUAUCUGUACGAUGUUACAAAUUGCUUGAUACGACAAGUGCGAUUGAUUCUCAAUCGUCUCUUCCUCGUUAACAACGAUUCCACGAAUUGGAGCGAAUUUUCUAGGAAUUCCACGCGAAUCGAUGAGAUUAGGACGAAGAUCCGUUAAUUGAGUGGGAUUCGAACAUCACAAUUCGAGUACGAAUUGAAUCUAACAUCUACUCGAUGAUUACCUUCCGAGGAUAUCGAUGGUAUAUAUACGAUAAUGUAGAACCCAUAAAAUCAAGAAUAAAUCUAUGACAACGAGUUUAUAUGACUAGUUGGAUAUUAAAAAAAAAAAAAGAAAAAAGGAUGAGAACGAAAAAGAUUCUUCUCCUACAAAAAGGACGAAUUGAAAGUUAUUCCUUUGAAAUCGCAGCUCGAAACGAAACGUUUGAAAACGUUUUCAAUUUCUUUUUUCUUGACGCUUUUUCCAUUCUGAAUAAUCUUGACCAAGUUAAACUGCAACUACACUCGAGCAAAGAGCGACGAGAGAUUCGACAAACGGAACUACGUUCUCUGUUCCUCUUCCGUUACAUCUCGUAUCUCCAUCAUCCCAGGAAAAGAUGGCAGAAUGAUGAGAGGAAAGAAGAAACACAUGUUUCGUAUUAGAUCUUUUCUACCUGUCGACCUGAGCCAGGGAAGCGUAUAGAAAGUGUUUAAUGUAGAAUACCGCGCCAAGGUGGCUAAAGUAACAGAGAAACACGUGUUUCUUAAGGCCGUGGACAUUGUGCCCACGGGAAUGGAAGAGUCUAGACAACAGGACAGGUUCAUUCUUCCUUCUGGAACAUAUUGACAACACAUGUUUCCUAUUUCGGGAUGCACUUUGCUCUCGGCAAAAAGGUGCAUAGCAAGGUGGUUAUACAGCCCAGUCGUAAACAGCAGGUUCCAACCUGCUGUCAUUCCUUCUUCCUCUUCUUCGACGUUUUUGUCUCGGAAGAUUUGCACACGUGACCAUGCUGGCCCGCGAGAAUUUCGAAAAUGCGAUAAGUGCGUCACGCCCGAGGCUGCAUCUUCGUCAAAGAAUCUCUUCAUCUCUUCCUCUAUCGAAAACGCUUGUUCUGUAUAUAUAUAUAUAUACACACGUUAUACUUGAAAUAGUUUAAAAGAAUUGUAUAAAAUAUCUUUUAUAUCUCGCAGGGUAAGAACGUGCCAAGAUCCUUUCAGCGCGGUGAUCUUUAUCUCGACGAGAUGUCAACUGCUUAUGGAAAUAAUCAAGAGUGGUAUCCAUAAAUUUCGUUGCGUAAUCGAAAUAAUCCUUCGAGCGGUUGUGAGCAAAAGAUACGAUAUCCGGAGGAGAUGCUGGGAGGUUAGGGGUUUAUGGUAUCUCGUCGAGGCCAACAGCACGGCCACCAGCAAUCGCCUUUGCUUUCAAUUUUGCCACCCUUUGGUCUAGUUGCGCCCGUCAUUCUCGUUCCUCUCCCUGUUCCUCCCUCAUUCAUCCCUCGAACUCCUUUCCUUUCCUCCCCGUUCCAUGCUCCACGCUUCCUCUCGUUCCAUCCACGUUUCUACCCCUGCCUCUCUUUCCAGUCUGGAGCAGGGAACCCAGACAUAGGAGUUUUCACGUGUGCGUGUACAGAGGGGGUCUUUCGACUGACCCUGCUCCAAGGGUGGAGCUUAAAAUAAGGGUGGUACCUCGCGGCUUACCUACCCCAUCGAGAAACAGCAUUGGGGAUGAGAUGGAAGAGAAGGAAUAGCAGUAGGAGGAGAGACAUCCCGACGGAGGGAAAGAGAAAAGGAUCAAACCCGCGACACGAGGUCGUACUAUCCCGUGCACUAGUCGUAAUUCAAGUGCAAAGGACGUCGGUCAUGACAACAAUUCCACUUCAGACACCCUAGACCUGAGCUCGCACAAUCACUAUCCUCUGAACGACAAUUCUAUCGCUAGCACGUCCGGCCCGCAGGAAGUCGUAAUGAAGGAAAAAAGCAAGAAGGCAGCGCGUAUCCGCCGCGACAGGGAGAACCAAGAAUUUUUGGAGCUGGCAAAGUUGUUGCCUGUGCCGGCAGCCCUCACGGGACAAAUGGAUAAAGCCAGCGUUAUUCGAUUGACGACCAGUUACUUGAAGAUGCGAGCAUUGUUUCCAAACGGGCUCGGUGAAGAAUGGGGCGCUUCGCAGCCAGGCAACAUCUCCCUGCAAAUCGCCCUCAAGGAGGUGACUAGUUAUAUUUUGCAAGCUUUGGACGGUUUCGUGUUUGUCCUGGCGCCCGAUGGCAAAAUUAUGUACAUAAGCGAAACUGCAAGCGUGCAUUUGGGAAUGGCACAGGUGGAAUUAACGGGGAACAGUAUCUUCGAGUACAUCUACCAGAACGAUCAUGCUGAAAUGUUGUCGGUUCUAAAUCUACCACAGAGUCCAGCAGAUCUGGCUAGCUUCACUUCUGCGAACUCGAGAGGGGAGAUCGAGUUGGAACGUGUUUUUAUCCUGAGGAUGAAGUGCAAUUUGGCGAAGAGAUGUGCAGGACUAGUCACGGAAGGAUACAAGGUGAUACACUGUUCCGGCUACUUAAGGUGUGUCGUGGAAGGGCCAGUGGGGUCGGAAUACGAAGACGGUGCAGGCCGACACUGCAUUCGAAAAGUCGGUUUACUGGCAGUUGGCCAUUCCCUACCGGGACGUUGUCUAACCGAAGUCAAACUGUACCAGAACAUGUUCAUGUUUCGUGCAUCGUUGGACUUGAAGUUGAUCUUCGUCGACGCGAACGUGUCACAAUUGACCGGAUACGAUCCACCGGAUCUCAUCGAGAAGACGCUGUACCAUUACGUGCACGGAUGCGACAUGAUGCAGCUGAGACACGCGCAUGGGACGCUAUUGUACAAGGGGCAAGUAAUAACCAAGUACUACAGGUUUCUCACGAAAUCCGGAGGAUGGGUCUGGAUGCAGUCGUACGUCACGAUUGUGCACAAUUCCCGAAGCUCUCGACCACACUGUAUCGUGUCGGUCAACUACGUGUUGACGAAACCGGAGAACACAGAUUUGUUGUUGAACUGCGAGCAAAAGUCGUAUUGCUCGAAUCCAAGCAAUCCGCCCAGCACCCCUUUGACGACCCCGAUCGCCAGCGGAACCGUCAACGAGUUGGACAACCACAGUCCCAGUUCACCAGCGUAUCGAACCAGAUCGAAAGAAUCACCCGAUAACGAUUACGCGAACGGUGGCACGUAUCCUAGACCGGAGUAUAUUGACCUGACGAAUCACAAUCAGUAUCUAUCGCCCUCUUACCAACCUCAGAACGUAAACAGCAACUCUCACGAAGAUAACCUUAAAUACAACUCCGACUGGUUUUACCAAUACGGAGAUAUGCAUCAAGAUUCUCUCGCCACGAUACCGCAGCAACAAGAAGCGCAGCACCCGCACCCUUUGCACCACGCCAACUCCCCGUCGAACCUGCAACAGCACAGUCCCCAAAACGCUCAACAGAAGCAUCAACACUCCCCCCAUUUACUGGAUCAUCCAACGCCUCCAGCAAGCCUGCCACAAGCUCAACCGCAACCGCAACCGCAACCGCAACAACAGCAACCGCCGCCGCAACAGCAACAGCACAGCCCUCAAAGUAGCCAACAGAACAGACCUUACUCUACCUCGUCGAGUUCCUGUUGCAGCACAGACGCCAUGGAUAAUCAUUUGCCGAGUCCUCUGAGCGUAUAUUCUUUGCCACACGGUUACCACCCUUACUACCACCACUACAUGCCCGACUCGGCCCCCUCUAAUUUGAACGAGGUCGGUGGCGUGAUCAUGUACCCUAAUUGUAGCCUCAACAACGAGGCGCACAACGCCGCCGCGAGCACCUCGAGCAACUCGAACAACGUCCAGCAUUACGAGUCCUCGUAUCAACCCCACUUGAGCCAUUACAACACCAACAACAAUCCUACCAAGCAUUCCUAUCAUCAUCACCACCAAGAAGCAACGCCGACCAGUUACACGAGCGUGAUCGUAGACUCGCAACAGUACAGCCCAAGCUCUGUGCAGGAUCUGAUCCAUUAUCAGCAUCAUUACGAAGCGCAUCAUCAGUUCGUUCACUGACACCAGCUAGACGCGGCUUGCGCAUAGCACGUCGACACCAAUUGUAACCACGACUCGCUGUGCUAUUGUGAUACGUCGUCCGAGGGAAACUAUCCUGGGAUAAAUAACGAUUUUCUGGAACAACGGUCGAACAUCGUGGUCGAUCAACAUAGUGAUAACACGGGGAUUACGGGGAACGACGAACACGAGCAGGUUGUACAGGUGAAGGCCAAGAUUUGGUACUUUAAACCGUCGGAUUUCUGGAAAGUAAUGACAGGCUUGUAUUACACUGAGAACUCGUGAACUCGAAGUGAGAAAUUAGAACGUAAAGUGGAAUACCCGUAAAGUGAAAUAUAUAUAUAGGGCGAAAACGUUGAAAAUGUUGAAAACGUUUAGCCAAGUACUGCCGAAUAAUAUAAUGACUCUAAUGAGAAUAGAUGUACAGUCGAUAUAUCAUAAGAAAAUUGUAAUUGUUUAAGAAUUUACGAUUCCGAAGGAUUGCUAUGUCGUACGUAUCGUAGAGUAUCGAUCUGGUGAUCUACCCCGAUAUUCGUUGAUCCGUUGAUCAUUGGAUCUGUUAUUCGUAUAUUCUUUAUUCACAUAUCAAGAUGCUUAACUUUCUUGUUCGAGGAAAUGUAGACAAUGGUAAUUGCGUUAAUUGCUUCGAGAUUAAUAUAAGUUAAGAUACGAAUAUUGUAACGAUUAAUUACGUUCGUACGUUAUAUUAUUAUUUCAUCAUCGGCCACGAAAAUGGAAUUUUCGUUUCAAAACCGCCUCUUAAAACGUAUCUUUUAUUUAUACGUUCGUUUAAUCGUCCAACAAACCGCUAAUCAUUAUUCAUUAACGUUAGCCUAUCAAGUAGAGCUAACCUUCUCGAUCUUGUAUUGUUUGAUUCAAAAUUUGCAUUCGGAAUAUUUAACGAGCUUCUUAAUUUAACGAAUCCACGAAUUAAUUAUCAUAAACGGAACAGUCGAAUUCGAUUCGAGGGGAUUUAACUAAAUGGGUGUCUUCUAAACUCGAAGUCGAAAAACAAAAAUCUAAUUCAAAUGAAUCGAAGAACAAGAGAAGAAAGAAUUUCUGCAAAUUUUACACGCUGGACGUGAGCAACUCUUAAAAUUUUUAAACGUAAGAAGUCAAAAAAGAAAAAAAAGGAUAAUAAUAAUCGUGUCCAUGGACAAAAGAUUUUAUACGAUUUAAUUAAACGAACUGUUCUGUGCUGAUACGUAUAUACAAGGAGUUGAAAAUUACAGGCGCGUAAAUACGUGUAAAAAAAGGAAAGGGGAAAAGCGAAUCGGAAAAAGAUCUAAAAAGAAAAAAAAAAUGGGUAGCGCAUUUUGAGAUACUUAAUUUGUAGACAUGUACAUUGCAUAGUCGUUCAUAGCUCUUAAAACAAUUUAGUAUAUAAAUACGUUAGGUAUUUCUUAGAUAGACCCGAAGACUGACCGGUGCUUGUACCAACCGACCAAAGAAAUACACACGCCCUUCUUCUACACAAAAAAAAACAGAGAGAGAGAGAAAAAAAAAAAGGAACAAAUAUCACCUUUGUUAUAUCUUAAUCACGCGUUUAUUUAAAGACCGCGCGCGAUUCCCUAAAACCCGACUACUUAAUAAACUACGACCAUAGAGUAUUCUCUGGCAAUCCCAGUUACAUUUUAAUCAUCGAAGUAUUUUAUUAUUGAACUUCUAGUAACUUUAUGAACAAUUGCUCGAGGCUGUUAGCUGCCACGAGGCUAAUCUCAUGUAUAAUACACGUGUACACAUUGCCAAUGCGAAACACUAUUAUUUAUAAUCGAUGUAAAUUAACGAUGGGUACGAUGAUCACCGCGUUGUACGAUAAUUACUUUAAGAGUUGUAAAUAUUGUAAAACUUGAUAGCGCGCGCGCUGCAUACCUAUUACGAGAAAAAUAUAAUCGAUAUUUUCCUCUGA
Apis cerana (Asiatic honeybee) is the source of this 11130-nucleotide messenger RNA. It is a transcript of the gene sim, whose product is annotated as bHLH transcription factor single-minded. Gene Ontology annotation, molecular function: protein dimerization activity; RNA polymerase II transcription regulatory region sequence-specific DNA binding; DNA-binding transcription factor activity, RNA polymerase II-specific. Gene Ontology annotation, biological process: regulation of transcription by RNA polymerase II. The record is from RefSeq and is a predicted model, not a curated record. NCBI's taxonomy places the organism in Eukaryota, Metazoa, Arthropoda, Insecta, Hymenoptera, Apidae.